AUGCCGCGCGGGUGCGAGAUCAAGCUGAAAUUCGAGAAUUCCGAGGAGAUUUUCGUCUUAAAAGAUAUGCAAGUGAUCAAACGGAUGCCACUGCUGAACUCCAAAUGGCUGCAUACGCGAACAACUCUCCCGGACCCCAUCCUCAUUCCAUAUCCCAAAGAAUCGGUGCUCUUCAUCAUUGAACACAUCAAAACGUAUCGAAUGCCAAACGAUUAUCCGGAGAAGGUGCCCGAGAACUAUCCGGAAGCCAACGCGUUGGAUUUGUACGAUUUACGGCCGAUUCUGGAGGCGGCGACGCACUUGGAGGCGCUCUGUUUGAUGAAUGUCGCCGGAUUUUUGAUAGCGAAGAAGCUGGAGGAGCUGCCGGUGGAGCAGGUCGCCGAGUUCAUGGGAUUGGAGUACGUGCCCGUGGCCAACUUUUAUGACGAGCAGAAUGGAUGGAUUCGACCAUCGACCAGUGGAAGCAGCACCGCUUGA
Caenorhabditis briggsae is the source of this 477-nucleotide messenger RNA. Bases 1 to 477 code for a protein of 158 amino acids. The transcript is spliced from 2 exons. The record is from RefSeq and is a predicted model, not a curated record. Lineage: Eukaryota; Metazoa; Nematoda; Chromadorea; Rhabditida; Rhabditidae.